GCUUUCUGCAACCGGACCUGUUUGUCCCGGAUUGGCCUUUUCAGUCACCAACGCGCUGCUCCUUCCUGGAUCUUUGUUCGCGAAGCAAAGCCAGAGAGAGAGAGAGAGUGUGUAUAGUGAAGGCAAUAACAGCAGCUUAACCACAACAUGAUUCUAUUCUAUUCUAUUAUGAACUGGUCAUAAUUGGACCCUGAGCCAGAGGCGUGAUGCUGCAGCACACGAGGCCAAUGUGAUGCCUGGAGAACCGUGCCAUUCCCAGCUCCACAAAGGGAGCCAUUAGUCCCUCCAUAUUCUAGAGUCAUAGAAGAGUUGGAGGAGACUCCAAGAAGGGCCCUGGUCCAGUCCAAACCGCCAUUUUCUGCCACGCGGGAACUUCCUGUCCAGGCUUUUGAGGGUUUCGGAUUACAACUCCCAGAAUCCCUGGCUAUUGGCCUGCACAGCUGAGGCUUCUGGGAAAUGUAGUCCCGAGAGAGAGAGAGAGAGAGAGGCCUUCUUCGUACCUGGAGGCCGAAGUGGCGUCCGGAGGGAGCGGGUUCCGAAGGGUCACUCGGCACUCCAGCACCUCACCGGCCAGGAACACCGCACCCCGCAAGAGCGACGCCGAAACCUCGAUCAUGGCUGCGGCGGAAGAGUAGGCCCAAAACCGGAAGAAGAAGCAAAAAAGGGGCUGUAUGACCCAGGGGAGCGCGGGCGGCCUUCCCGACUCGGCGGGGGGAGGAGCCGCGUGGAGACUCCGCCCACCACUUCGGGAACACUGGGCUCUGGGAUUCGCUGCCUGGAUGAGACUCCGCCCACCACUUCGGCAAGGCUCGGCUCUUUCUGCCCGGCCGGGAUUGGCUGCCUGUGUGGGCGGAGCCGCCUCGAGACUCCACCUCCCACGUCGCGAAGGCUCGGCUCUUUCUCCCGGCCAGAAUGGGCUGCUUGGAGGUGAGGAGCCUGCUGGAGAUCUUCGGGAAGACUCGGGUGUUUCCGGAAGUAAAUCGUCUGCGCUCGGGAGCGCAGGGGAGGAGCCUCCUGGAGACCUUCGGAAGGGCCUGAAUCGUCUGUCCGCUGGACCACAAGAGAGGAGCCUCCUGGAGACCCCGCCCACCACUUCGCCUUCGGGAAAACUCGCCUCUUUCUGCCCUGCUGGGACUGGCAGCCUUAAGGAGGGGAAGAGCGCGGGACUUGAUGGGAGGAGCCUACUGGAGGCCCCGCCUCCUCCUCCCCUUCCGCUCAAUUGUUUCCGCAACUGAAUCAUCUGCGCUCUGGAUCGCAGGGGAGGAGCCUCCUGGAGGCCUUCGGGAAGGCUCGGGUGUUUCCUCCUCCGCGCCGUCUCCCCAUUGGUCGAGGGGCGGGGAAGGGGCGUGGCCUGGCGUUGGAAGUAGGGCUGGGGCGGAAGUCAGCUCAGUCAGUCAGUGGCGCUCGCCGCAUUCGGACAUGGCUCAAGUCGGAGCGUGCGGCGGGGCGUCUUGCGGCGCUGUUCCUUCGGAAGAUGAGGAAGGCCUGAUGUCGGGCUUCGAGGGCUCUCUGGGGCCGGGCCUCAGAGUCCCUCGCUGGGGCUGGCGCCUGUGCCUGGCUCACCGCUUCCCCGAGCGGAGGAAGCCCUACCAGGCCUCCGACGUCUCCGCCGCCCACGCCCUCCGCCACCUCGGACUCGCCCUCAGGUACUUCAAGUGGUGGUAUCGGAAGACCCAGCUGGAGAAGAAGCAGCCCUUCAUCGACCUCUUCAAUGCUCAGCCCCUCCGACAGAUCUACGGCUGCCCACUGGGGGGCUUUGGCGGAGGGACCAUCACGCGGGGCUGGCGGGGGGACUUCUGCCGGUGGCAACUGAACCCAGGCCUCUACCACUACAAGACCGUCGUUGCUGACCAGUUCACGGUUUGCCUGCGCCGGAAGGGACAGACGGCCUACCAACAGGUGCUGUCGGUGGAGCGUCCCAGCCGCCUCCAGGCCUGGAACUGGAGUUUCUGUGGCCACUAUGCCUUCUACCAUGCGCUCUACCCGCGCGCAUGGAGCGUUUACCAGCUGCCCGGCCAGGACCUUGUCCUCACCUGCCGCCAGAUCACCCCCAUCAUCCCUCACGACUACCAGGAGAGCAGCCUUCCGUGGGGGUCUUCGUGGGGAGGCGGAGAACCAGCGGGACGAGGGUGGAGGUCUCCAUCAUGUCACCUUCCAGAAUGGGACGGAGGCAAGGAUGACCGUCGGGGGCGGCCACUGGAGGAGCCCUUCAGCCUCCAGAAGGACGGCCACUGCGUCAGGGGCAUCCUCCUGCACCACUGCCGCCGGUCAACUCCUACACCUGGGCCUCGAGGGGGAGAAGGUGGGCCAGGGGGUGAGGGUCAGGAAAAGAAGGGAGGCGGCAUCUCUGGGGGUUGCUCAGGCUUGGGAGAGGAAGAAGGGAGCAUGGCUGUGAAGGCAUUUGAGGCUGGGGGCCCAGAGGACUGUGGGGGUGCACAAGACCCCCAGGAGGCUGCGGUUGGGGGCUCCAAGGAAAAAGCCCCCAACGGAGAAGGGGGUGGCCUGCGCUGGCUGCUGUGUGCGCUACUUGAAUGUGCGGCCCAUGGCCGUGGGACACUGGAGCUGGGCUUGGCCUGGGACUGCCGCGCAUCCGCUUCGGUCCAAAGAGAGGAGCACUACGAGUGGUACACCGUUCUUGGCCGGGAAGGGGACGCCUGCCCUGCCCUUUGCCACCACAUGCUGACCCAUUACCCCUGA
Messenger RNA from Sceloporus undulatus (fence lizard), 2697 nucleotides. Its product is annotated as non-lysosomal glucosylceramidase-like. NCBI's taxonomy places the organism in Eukaryota, Metazoa, Chordata, Lepidosauria, Squamata, Phrynosomatidae. Gene Ontology annotation, biological process: central nervous system development. The record is from RefSeq and is a predicted model, not a curated record. The transcript has 7 exons. Gene Ontology annotation, molecular function: beta-glucosidase activity. Bases 1171 to 2697 code for a protein of 508 amino acids.